AUGCUCCAAACAGCAUCAGGAAAAAUCCUUCAGCGACCGCUCAAUCGUCUCAUUCCACUGGAGAUACACGCUUCCACUAAAUUAUCGGAAGGCAGCACUAAUGAACCUUCAACAACAGAAGGAGCGAACACGGUCCGGCGGAAGCCAUCCAACAGAUAUGGACCUGAAGAUGGCGUUGCUCUCAGACAACAGCCACCAAGGGCUGCAAAAAAGAAUGUUUCUUAUAGUGAGACCAAAAGAGGAUCAACAAGCCAAGCGGUCUCAUCUGCAGUUCUCACUACUGCCACGUGUAUAUUCACACUAUUCGGCUCAGCUUCGGCAGCCACGAUAUCCUGCUCAAACAAAGGAGCAACACUCAACACUACCCUCUCCACCGCAGCAGAGCUCAGCAUAAAUUACAAGCAAUGCACGAUGAUUCCAGCUGGAGCUAAUAUAACGGAGAUAGCCUUGCCAUUCAACGCCAUAUUUGCAUGCAUAACCCCUAUCACGGAAUCAUCUCAAUACACGCAUACACUCAGUGCUAACAGUACAGUCCGCUCUCGCUCAUCUUACCAAACCGACUGCCGAGAGGUACUGGAGAGCACCAUCACCGAAAACAGACCUCAGGCUUGCUUCCUUUCUACGAAACAAGAACCAAACAGUUGGAAGCAUGGAAAUGGAUGUACUACAUCUGUGGAGGAAUCGGAUGCGGCUGCCUUCUUCCAGUGCCUGGCUGCUUAUUUUCCCGCUCCUGCGCAAAGCCGAAGAACGAUAAGAUCUCAAGUGUUCCAUUGCCCAACGUGGAAAGAAUCAGCCUUAGUAAAGUUCACCUACACCGGAGCUCGAGGAAUCGCAGUGUCAGACACGAUACCAAUAAACACGCAAGCAACGCACGUCAUGGAGGAAGCCAACAUAACGCUGGAAUUCGUGACAACGCCAGCGAUUCCUCUGCUCGGCAUCAUGUUCAUGGGGACUGUCAACGUCAGCCACUCAGAAGCAGCUGUUAUCGAGAAGGAAGACUUCAUCGCUUUGCGGUGCCCGACAAUAGAUAGUGCUCUAACAUCUCCGAAUGUUACGUCGAGGACCGAUGUUCGUGCUUCCCAUCAGAGACUGAAGCGAAAUGACGAUCAUGGAAGAGUCUUUGGAGCUGUGCACAGCGCCGUCGUUGAUCUAACGAUAAGCACCUCAGCACUGUUUCAUGCAGACUCCAUUAUUGAUGACGAGGACUGCGACACUUACCCCAUCAUCAUUGCGAGGAUGCUACAACUGUUUCAAGGAGCAGAAGUCACCUUCUCAUGCCAUUCCGAUCGUCCAAUCAUGGUUGAGAUAGAAUGCCAAGAUAAUAUAUUCGCAGCAGCGUGCGAUCCUUCCACCGCUAGAACGAAGCGCAUUAUUCACGCAACAGCACCUAAGUACAAGGAUAGGUGUCAGGUGAAGUGUGGACAGAGGACGCACAUCAUCCGAUAUCAGGCGUAUUAG
Messenger RNA from Cooperia oncophora, 1458 nucleotides. The record is from the annotation of a GenBank genome assembly. Lineage: Eukaryota; Metazoa; Nematoda; Chromadorea; Rhabditida; Trichostrongylidae.